Cygnus atratus (black swan) is the source of this 1512-nucleotide messenger RNA. RefSeq names its product chromosome 4 C4orf46 homolog (gene C4H4orf46). The coding region runs from base 1 to 378 and encodes 125 amino acids. Lineage: Eukaryota; Metazoa; Chordata; Aves; Anseriformes; Anatidae. The record is from RefSeq and is a predicted model, not a curated record. The transcript is spliced from 2 exons.
AUGGCGGCGCCCUCGACCCCUCUCGGUGCCCCCGCAGCAGCUGCCCGCGGCCCCGCUGCGCCUGCGCGGGCGCAAGGCGGGGCCGGGCGGGCGGCGGCGCGGCCAUGGCCGAGGCGGGGCCGGGGCGGCCCCUCGGGGGUGGCGGCAGCCUGCAGCGGGGCGUCGGGGCCGGCGGGCGAGCGGCAGCUGGAGGAGGGGGAGAUGCGGAUCGGCGACGAGAGUGCCGCCGUGUCGCUGAGCCGGGUGCUGGCGGCCACGGGCGCCGUGUCGGCGCAGGUGGAGGCGGUGGCGGCGCGCUGCUCGGAGAACGCCCGCUGCCUCCGCACCUGGCGGGGCCUGCUCAGGGACGGGCGCGGCUCGCUCGGGCCCAGCGGCUGAGCCCCGAACGGCGGCACCCGCGGGGACGCGCCGCUGGACAGCCCUCUUCGCGUGUGUUCAAUUUCAAGAACUGUCGCCGGCAGGAAGCCUGCCGGCUCCACAGAGCUUGUGGAGAUAACCUCGGUCUUCCUCGCUACACGUCGAGGACGGGAUAAUACAGCAAGUCGCGGCUUAUUUACAAGCUUCGGAUAACCAUCCUCAUCCCAAGCCUUGCUAUUUUAAGCAAUACUGCAAUAUAGUCCUAUAAAACUGCAUUUUUUUUCAGUAAGUUUUAUUACUGCAAACAAUUUUUACAUUAUUUUUGUUGUAAUGCAUGUAAAGUGCCUUAUGAUGGACCAUUGAUUAGAGAAGUUGAGAUAAAGGAGGAAUAAAAUGCAAACAGACCAUUAUGUAUAGGACAGGAAACAGAUGUAUAGAGAAUAUAUUUCAAACAGGACAUUGGAGGACACUAUAUCUCAAACUGGACAUUGGAACACAAGAUAAAGAAAUAAUUAGCAAAAACCAGUCCUUGCGGUUAGGAAGAAAGCAAACUCAGCAGAAUCCUGACCAAGGGUGAAAAGUACACUGUGAGGAAGACUUAUGGCCUUCCUCUCUGAGACCACCACCCACAGCCCGACGACCACUGCCCAGAAUUGAUGAGAGGAUGUGCGCAGACGCAGGACACAAAAAACUAAUUAGCAUGACAAGCGAGAGUAGGCGGGGUUAGAUAAUGAAUAUGUAUGGACAUUAAUAAAAUAUUCAUCACUCUGCUGUAUAAAUUUGGGAUGGCUUUUCACUUCAGGUGUGCACGAUAGGUGGAGAGAUCCCCCGUGCAUCCAGCGCUGCAAUAAAGAAUAUACCACUUAAAGAAAUUGGACUAUCGAUCUUUGAAUCACCAUAUAUCCCUCCUUGGUAGAAAUUUAGCAGCAGUGUUUACCUAGAGGAUGGAUUGCUGUGAACGACAAGUAAAAGCUUCCAUCAGUUACAAAAGAACCUGUGAAAUACAUUCUCCCAUCUUCAAGGAAGCACAUAAGAACCUUUCCUGUAUUUGGUCCUACUUUAUAUCUUGCCUGAAGCAGUUACUAGUUAGUUAGUCCAGGGCUUACUGUUACCACAACCCUUUGGUCUGAAAGAUCACUGCUGUGAAAUAAAUAC